CGAUCUGCGAAUGCUUCGAGGGAAGCUUCUCGAUUUGCUGACAGAUCCAAACCACAGUCAGGAGACAGUGGGGAAAGCUUGCACAGACUAUUUGAGUCUCCUUCAGGGAAUGUGUAUACCCAUGGACCCCAAAGAGCCAGAAAACAAGCUACAAAAACUGAUUAAGUUCAAGUGGACCAAUUCUCUGUUGGGGAAUAUUCCCACGGAAUGCACAGAUACUAUGUUUGAGUGCUUCUGUAUGCUCUUCAAUGUAGCGUUGUGGUUUUCAAAACAUGCUGCCAAACUUGCUGCUAAAGACACCCCGGAUAUGGAAGAGGCCAAAGAAAUCCACAAGUGUUUGAGAACAGCGGCAGGGAUGUUCAAGUUUUGUAAGGACGAGUUACGAGGCAAGUUACUGGAUGUCCCGGCGGAAGGAGCCCAGGACAGCGACAGUCGGAUACUGGACGCGUACAUCCAACAGUGCACGGCCGAGGCUCAGGAGAUCACGCUGGCGCGAGCUAUAGAGCUGAAGCAUGCAGUAGGUUUGAUUGCUGCUCUGGCAUAUGAAACCUCAGAGAUGUACCAACGUGGAGAUGAUGCCCUAGCCAGCCUCGACCAGAAGGAUGUAGGGAAGUGGCGCAAGUACUUUCAACUGAAGGCAAAGUUUUACUUAUCAUGUGCACACAGCUACAAUGGCGAAAGUCUUCUGAACCAGGACAAGUGUGGGGAUGCCAUACGAGGGCUCAAGGAGAGCGUGGACUUGUACGACAAGUCAGAGCUGCUGUGUAAGGAGUACGCCUCCACCAAGGGCGCUGGCACCACGGCGCGCCCACAGAACCAUCUGUUUUUCCGCAAGUUGGGGCCCAUUGUGAAGCGCACGCUGGAGAAAUGUGAGAGGGAGAACGGACUCAUUUACCACCAGAAGGUGAGCUUUGACCCCCCAGCUCUAGAGUUGAAGGCGACCUAUGGCCUGGUCAGCCCGGAAGAGUUCACUACCCCGGCCCUUCACCAACUGUGGUCAGCGGACGUCUACAGCAAGUUCAGCACGACAAACGUGCCCAAACCACAGGCAGAAAAACCGAAGGACAAGGAUGAGAAGCCUGCACCUCUCCCGUCUGUGAAGGAGAAGGAGGUGCCCAUGUCGGACAAAGACCCCAAGAACAACAGCGGCUGCGUGGUCUCGUGAAUGUACUCAACGACCCUGCGCGCUCGUCUCUGCUCCUUCGUUGCUCACCAGUAUCACUCAGCUGUUAUCUCCCUCAUUCUUCUUUCUCUCUGACGUCUUUUGGAUGGUUUGUCUGGGGAGAUAUGAAUUGCUCAGCAGUUAUCUCCCUCGUCUUUGUUUGUCUACGAACGUCUCUGGGUUGGCUUGUCUGGGGAGAUAUAGAACACUCAGCGCUGACCUUCCCCGUACUUACUCCUACCAGUCUCUUUGUGAGCCUUUACAGGUUUGCAUGUUUAGGGGGAUUUGACUGGGUAGCUUUGGUGGAUGCAGCAGGGAGAUGGUCAGGUUGGGGUUUGGUAGGUUCAGCAGGGUGAAGGUCGUGAUGAGUUUGGUAGGUUCAGAGGGGUGAAGGUCAUGAUGGGGUGAAGGUCAUGAUGGGGUUUGGUAGGUUCAGCAGGGUGAAGGUCAUGAUGGGUUUGGUAGGUUCAGAGGGGUGAAGGUCAUGAUGGGUUUGGUAGGUUCAGAGGGGUGAAGGUCAUGAUGUGUUUGGUAGGUUCAGCAGGGUGAAGGUCAUGAUGGUGUUAGGACUAGGCGCCCUAAUUACAGGCAACACAGCCCAGGAACAACACACCUCACGUGUGGGCUGACAGGCUCGCCGCCCCCUCAGUACUGACAACUGUGAAGGCCAUGUUGUCACUCGCUGUUUGCUCUCUCUCUUUUCUCUUUCUCUCUUCUCUUUUUUCCUUUUCUCUCUCUCUCUCAACUCCACUUAUUACUUUUUAAAAACAACAAUUGAACAGGAUAAUUUUACAAAGUAAAUUGCCUCAUUGCAAAAUGUUGAAAUUUAAUAUGAAUUGAGACAAAUUCACUCCCCCACCCCCGUUCUCUCUCUUUCUCUCCCUUCCCUUUCUAUUUCUACUUUUCUUUCUCUCUCUUUCUUGAAUAGAAAAAUUAUAUUAGGCCUACAUAUCGCACCAAAUUUAUAUUAUUGUUCUAACAAUUAAUUGUGUAAAUUUACAAUGGUCCUUACCAAACAAACAUAGAGAGAUCAGAGAUAUAGACAGGUACAGAGAUGCAUAGAUAGACCGAUCGAAGCGUAAAACAUAAAAAUAAGUUUUGGACCAUCAUGAUGACCAUGUCACAGUCAGUGACGGUAGGCCUACUUUUUACAAGUCAAGAGAAGUGCAAAACAUAAACAUCAGAUUAAAGUAAGGCAGACAGGAACAAACGCUCACAUUCCUCACAGAAAUAGAGUAGGAGUGAGCGGGGGGGAGACAUUCAAAUGUUCUUUUUACUUGUAAGUUGCACCAUGACAAGUGAAAGCAACAG
Messenger RNA from Aplysia californica (California sea hare), 2473 nucleotides. Its product is annotated as BRO1 domain-containing protein BROX. Lineage: Eukaryota; Metazoa; Mollusca; Gastropoda; Aplysiida; Aplysiidae. The record is from RefSeq and is a predicted model, not a curated record.